Chrysochloris asiatica (Cape golden mole) is the source of this 972-nucleotide messenger RNA. RefSeq names its product olfactory receptor 11L1-like. Gene Ontology annotation, molecular function: olfactory receptor activity; G protein-coupled receptor activity. NCBI's taxonomy places the organism in Eukaryota, Metazoa, Chordata, Mammalia, Afrosoricida, Chrysochloridae. The record is from RefSeq and is a predicted model, not a curated record. Bases 1 to 972 code for a protein of 323 amino acids. Gene Ontology annotation, biological process: G protein-coupled receptor signaling pathway. The transcript has a single exon. Gene Ontology annotation, cellular component: membrane.
AUGGAGCCCCAGAAUACAUCCACUGUCACUGAAUUUCAUCUGUUAGGAUUCCAGAAUCUUCAGAAAUUCCAGACACUGCUUUUUGCUAUUUUUCUGAUCAUUUGCUGUCUUACGGUCAUGGGGAAUGUUGUCAUCAUCACAGUGGUGAGUCAAGACCAGAAAUUACAACUGCCUAUGUACACUUUCCUCAAGCACCUCUCUUUUCUAGAGAUCUGGUAUACGUCCACCAUUGUGCCACUUCUCUUAGCCAAUUUACUCUCCUGGGGCCAAGUUAUUUCCUUCACUGCUUGUAUGGCUCAGCUUUAUUUCUUUGUGUUCUUUGGGGCUACUGAGUGUUUUCUUCUAGCCAUGAUGGCCUAUGAUCGAUACUUGGCCAUUUGUAGCCCACUCCACUACUCCUACCUGAUGAGUUCUGAGAUCUGCACAAAAUUGGUAGGAAUCUCCUGGUUGACAGGGGUUGGCACAGGCUUUUUGCCUUCCUUGAUGAUUUCAAAGUUGGACUUCUGUGGACCCAACCAUAUCAAUCAUUUCUUCUGUGACCUCCCACCACUUAUGCAGCUGUCAUGUUCCAGUAUUUAUAUCACUGAGUUGGCGAUUUUCAUCCUGUCAAUUGCUGUAUUGUGCAUUUGUUUUUUUCUUACACUUGUGUCUUAUGUAUUCAUUGUGUCUUCCAUAUUGAAAAUCCCUUCAGCCUUUGGCCAGAUGAAGACCUUUUCCACAUGUGGAUCCCAUCUGGCUGUUGUCACUAUCUACUAUGGGACCAUGAUCUCCAUGUAUGUCCGUCCCAAUGUCCACUUGUCACCAGAAAUCAACAAGAUUAUUUCUGUCUUUUACACAGUUGUCACCCCACUACUUAAUCCUGUUAUCUAUAGCUUGAGGAAUAAAGACUUUAAAGAGGCCGUUAGAAAGUUUAUGAGAAGAAAGUGUGGCGUAUAUGGAGUAAGAGUGAAAGGAAGUGUCUUUAUUAGAUAA